AUGGCUGCUGGAGGUGUGCUGCGGGUCACUAAUGGAGCAGAUGGGCCAUCGGUUCAAACGGAGCCGUUCGAUAUAGACGAUCUAUGUGCGAGGCUCGAGGUUGCGAAGCGCGAGCGGGAAGAGAGAGAUGCAGCGAGGGAGUUGAGGAAGCAGGUGCGCGAAGCAGUGAAGAGGGAUGGCACUGAUGGACGACCGACAACUGCGAGAAGGAGGCCGAAACCGACACCAUUAAUCGAUGCGAACGUCAGUAAUGACUGGAGUCAGGUUCAAAUACCAGGACUGUCGCCAUUGCGAAGUGACCAUUUGCGAUUGAACCUCAUCGACAGCAUACCGGAGCACUCAACACCACCCUUUCGAAGCCCGUCAACCACCAGAAGCAUACCAACGUCUCCUCUAGCACCAGGCGACAAUGGCGACCGCAGCCACGACACACCCACCAAACCAAAACGCCUCAACUUCUUCAAAUCCCUCACCAGCGACGACUCCGACUCCCGCCUCCGCAAGCCCUGGACAAAACAACGACCAGACGACGUAGCCAAACGACGCUCCCAGACCUCUCCCCUCCUGCACACCAAAUUCCGCAACGACUCCACCAUCGACCACCAAAUCUACUCCCAUCCGCACGCGGAGCACUCGAUGAGUUUCGUAAACGAGUACUGCGUUAGUUUCGACACUGGCGACCACGACCGCCACGAUCAGAUAGUCGAGUCCCCCCAAUCGCUUAAACCCCUCCCCAUCGACCGGCCGGAAUGGGCGUACCACCACAGCGAGCGCAGCCUGCUCAAUCUCCCUCUAAUGCUGAAGCGGGAUAAGAAAGACCGGACGCGCGCGAGCGUGGACGAGGUACCUGGGCCUCCUCAGCAGCAGAGAGAUCUCUCCGGCAACGCACAGCGGUCACGACCGCAUACGAGGAGUCAAACGGCGCCAGAUGGGCUGAUUUGCGAAGCCGUGCGGCGCAUCGAGCAGGGUCAGAGUGGCAAGAAGCGGCGGUCGAUGGGGGCGUUCUUGCAGACGAUGUUGUUGCCGGGACCUGGCGUGAAUGCUGGUGGUGGGGGUGGGAGUAGCCAUUGCGUGGCGAUCUAG
Molecule: messenger RNA, 1083 nt
Organism: Saxophila tyrrhenica
Lineage: Eukaryota; Fungi; Ascomycota; Dothideomycetes; Mycosphaerellales; Extremaceae
Exons: 2
Coding region: 1-1083 (360 amino acids)
Source: RefSeq, a predicted model, not a curated record